Messenger RNA from Cyphomyrmex costatus, 1758 nucleotides. RefSeq lists its product as uncharacterized. Bases 1 to 1758 code for a protein of 585 amino acids. The transcript has a single exon. The record is from RefSeq and is a predicted model, not a curated record. NCBI's taxonomy places the organism in Eukaryota, Metazoa, Arthropoda, Insecta, Hymenoptera, Formicidae.
AUGGCAGUGGAUGGAUUUGGUCUCAGCGAUUUUCAGAAUAAAAAGAAAAAUAAAGCCGAAGCCAAGGAAGUUGCAACUGCUGUGGGACUUAUCUCUAUCAAGGAGGACAAACACAACUGUAUCUUCUGUGGUCAGAAUCAUGAUAGUACCUCAUGCGGAAAAGCAAGGAAAAUGCAGUACGACGAAAGACUUCAAGUUGUUAAGGGAAAAAAUGCCUGUUAUCAUUGUCUAAAGAUAGGACAUAGUUUUAAAUUCUGCCGCUAUAAAGAAAAAUGUGCUUGGUGUAACAAGAAACACGUACUACUUAUGUGUCGCAGUAGAACGCCGAAUGUAUCUCAAGGAAAGGAUCAAAUAGAGAAAACUAAUGAGACGCAACAGCAAUCUAACCUCGCUAGUGCCCAUCUAACAUGUGAGGUGUUUCUACAAACACUUCAUAUCAAAUUAUUUAAUCAAGAUAAAGAGCGCGUGGUACGAGCGGUUUUCGAUACAGGAUCACACAGAUCAUAUGUAUUAGAUUGUUAUGCCAAAAAAUUAGACUUUCAGAUUAUAGUUGAACAAGAAGUCGUGCAUAUGUUAUUUGGCGGCGCGAAAUCUAAACCACGGAUGCAUAAAGGAUACAAGAUUUCUGUAAAAAGUUUGGAUAAUUCAUAUUCCUGUAAUUUUGUGGCUUUAGAUCAGGAUGUCAUCUGCCGGAAUGUUCCGUCGGUGAAGAAAGGCCCAUGGAUACAAGAAUUGCAACAGCAAGGAAUAAAACUUACCGAUGUCGAUAACAGAGACGAACCCAUAGUUGUUUUAAUAGGAGCAGAUAUUUGUGGAAAGUUGAUUACUGGAAGGAAAAAAGAACUCAAAUGCGGAGUAAUCGCUUUUGAAACAUUGCUUGGUUGGACAUUAUUAAGAAAAACUAAUGUUCAGUCUACGAGAAGAGAAGAUUCUACGCUCAUGGUCGUCUCAAUGUAUGCUCAAGAUGCGAAUAUCGCCAACUUAUGGGAAUUAGAUACUUUAGGGAUAACGGAUCCAAUCUCGAAGAAAACAAAAGACAUCUUUCUGAUAGAAGUAAAGGAGCGCUUUCAACAAACAAUUAAAGUGAAUGAAGAAGGAAGAUACGAAAUAUCACUUCCCUGGAGAUAUGAUCAUUUACCAUUAGCGGACAAUAAGAAUGAUGCAAAGCGUCGAUUAGAAUCGACAACGAGAAAACUUCAGAAGCAAGGUCUUUACGAUGAUUACCAGAGUAUAUUCGAUGAAUGGUUAGCAGAGGGAAUCAUCGAGAGAGUUCCAGAUGAAGAAAUAAGGCAAGAAGGAUAUUACCUUCCCCAUAGACAUGUGAUCAAGGAAAACAGCACUACCAGAAUAAGACCAGGUUUUGACGCCUCAGCUGUAGGAACCAAUGGACUCUCACUUAAUCAAUGUCUGGAAACAGGUCCUAAUUUGAUUGGAUUGAUUCCUAAUAUAUUAUUAGGUUUCAGACGACGAAGGAUAGCACUAAUUUCAAAUAUUCGUAGAGCCUUUUUGCAAAUAAGCGUUUCACCAGAAGACAAAAAUGUAUUGCGAUUUCUCUGGUGGAAAAAGAUGUUCCCAGAACAGAUAGAAGUAUAUCGACAUCGGAGAGUAGUCUUCGGUGUAUCUAGCAGCCCUUUCUUACUAGGAGGCAUCACCGGACGAAUGAAUUUUUCCUCGAAAGAACGCAGUUCCCCACUAAUUGGGGAGCUCUUUGAUUGGCGUUCUGUACACGUGACGCGCGCGUGUAACUGCGUUCUCUGA